CCGACCAUGUGGCAGGUGAUACUCUUCACAUUUUUCGCCUUUAUAACGCCUACUUCUUCGGCGACUUUCACCUUCUCCUCUUAUUAUCAUGACCACAUGGUACUACAACAGAGUUCAACAGGAACAACAAUCUGGGGUCACUCUACCAAAGUUGGUGACGUAGUACACAUAAAACUAAACAACAAUGAAGUUGCAAGGACUACUGUUAACAGCCAUCAGAUCUGGGAAGCUAAGUUUACAAGUCCCACGGACCAUGGCCCAUACAAUGUCUCUGCAACUUCAAGUCUGGGAACAGUUCAAAUCUCUGACGUCCUCUUUGGGGACGUCUGGGUUUGUUCAGGACAAAGCAAUAUGGAGUUUUUUGCCUCUAGGCUUUUGAAUGCGACAGAGGAAUAUGCAGACAGUGCAAAUUACCAAAACAUCCGUCUUUUUCAUGUUCACCGGGAAUUCUCGCCGACAGUUUAUACAGAUGUAAAACACAUAGACGCAGCGUGGUUAAAACCAAAUCAGCAGAGUCUUCUAAGGUUUUCUGCCGUUUGCUGGCUUUAUGGAAAAUACUUGUCACAGCAUUUUAACUAUCCAAUCGGACUGGUUGAGACAAACUGGGGCGGUACUAGAAUAGAAGCUUGGUCAUCACCCGAUGCUUUAUCUGCUUGUUCUGGAGCCCAUGGCCGAAAAAGGAACCAGUAUUCCAAUAGUCAAUUGUACAAUUCUAUGAUUUAUCCGCUGCUGAGAAAUACAAUCAAAGGUGUUAUCUGGUACCAAGGGGAGUCUAACGCCAAACACGCAUAUCAUUACUCUUGCCAGUUUCUUGAAAUGAUAAAAGACUGGAGAAUGAAAUUCAACCAAGCAUCACUGGGAACAACCAACCCCACCUUUCCCUUUGGAUUUGUACAGUUGGCACCGUGGAAAGAAGGGGAGGCGUAUCUAGGCUUUCCACAACUUCGCUGGGCACAGACAGCUAACAUCGGAUACGUUCCUAAUUCACUUCUACACAAUGUGUUUAUGGCUGUAGCUAUUGAUCUCCCUGACUUCCAAUCACCCUACGGAAGCAUACAUCCCCGUUACAAACAUGACGUAGCCUAUCGGCUGUACCUUUCAGCCCUAGGCGUGGCCUACCAUGAGAGAGAUGUAGAUUUUGAGGGACCUUUUCCUACGUCUGCUGUGAUUGACAGCACACACCGCCAUCUUACUAUUGAGUAUGGACGAGGACUAACUCCUAUUGAAGUCAGAUCAAACAGCGGUUUUGAGAUAUGUUGCGUGAAUAAGACCACAACCUACUGCAAUGGAUUUGACACUCAUUGGAUGAACACGACGAUGACGUCACAUGAUUUUGCUACUGUAACCUUAGACAUUUCUUCCUGUGGCCAUGGAAAUCACGUGGUACAGGUCAGAUACGCUUGGCGGGAAAGCCCCUGUCCUUUCUAUAAAUGUGCUGUCUACGGAAAAGUAAAUGAUUUGCCCGGACCACCAUUUAUCUUUCACGUUAAUUCUUAAAAUACUUAAAUAAUGAA
Messenger RNA from Saccostrea cuccullata (small rock oyster), 1514 nucleotides. Its product is annotated as sialate O-acetylesterase-like. NCBI's taxonomy places the organism in Eukaryota, Metazoa, Mollusca, Bivalvia, Ostreida, Ostreidae. Bases 7 to 1497 code for a protein of 496 amino acids. The transcript has 9 exons. The record is from RefSeq and is a predicted model, not a curated record. Gene Ontology annotation, biological process: carbohydrate metabolic process. Gene Ontology annotation, molecular function: sialate O-acetylesterase activity.